AUCAGAUCAUACAAGCAACGUCCUUCAGAAGUGGUAACAUUAUUCAACGCACUCUGUGCUCCUGAUAGACUUAAAAGUCACCAAAGAUAACAAUCAUGCAGAUCUUCGUAAAGAUGCUGACUGGCAAGACCAUUGCCGUGGACACUGAACCUGAGGCAACGGUCGAAAGUGUUAAGAAACAGAUCGAUGAACGUGAGGAAAUCCCACCGAACCAGCAGCGGAUGAUCUUUGCCGGCAAACAGUUGGAAGAUGGACGCCAGCUACAGGAAUACAGCAUCAUCAAAGGAUCUACGAUCCAUUUGGUGCUGCGUCUAAAGGGUGGCAUGCAGAUUUUCGUGAAGAUGUUGACUGGCAAGACCAUUGCCGUGGACACUGAACCUGAGGCAACGGUCGAAAGUGUUAAGAAACAGAUCGAUGAACGUGAGGAAAUCCCACCGAACCAGCAGCGGAUGAUCUUUGCCGGUAAACAGUUGGAAGAUGGACGCCAGCUACAGGAAUACAGCAUCAUCAAAGGAUCUACGAUCCACUUGGUGCUGCGUCUAAAGGGUGGCAUGCAGAUUUUCGUGAAGAUGUUGACUGGCAAGACCAUUGCCGUGGACACUGAACCUGAGGCAACGGUCGAAAGUGUUAAGAAACAGAUCGAUGAACGUGAGGAAAUCCCACCGAACCAGCAGCGGAUGAUCUUUGCCGGCAAACAGUUGGAAGAUGGACGCCAGCUACAGGAAUACAGCAUCAUCAAAGCUUCUACGAUUCACUUGGUGCUGCGUCUGAAGGGUGGCAUGCAGAUUUUUGUGAAGAUGCUGACUGGCAAGACCAUUGCCGUGGACACUGAACCUGAGGCAACGGUCGAAAGUGUUAAGAAGCAGAUCGAUGAACGUGAGGAAAUUCCACCGAACCAGCAGCGGAUGAUCUUUGCCGGCAAACAGUUAGAGGAUGGCCGUCAACUGCAGGAGUACAGCAUCAUAAAGGGCUCUACCGUUCACCUCGUUUUGCGACUGAAGGGAGGAGAACAAUAAUUAGUUGAAAAAAUGAUUCAUAUUGCUGCCAACUGUUCUUGCCUUAUACACAGAUGAGAUGUCCUCAAACUCAAGCUGCCAAUAAUUAAGAAGGCUGGCUUUAGUGAUAACUGUAAAUGCCAACCCAGGAAUCUCUACUGCCCGAUCAUUGUAAAUGGAAUUGACUGUACGUAAUCUAAAAAGUCUGACUAGACUUAAUCAAAAGCCAGUAGAAUGUAAUAAACUUCAACUCUGGCUGUUUGAAAACACCAAGAUGCAGAAUUAAAUUGUGUUUGUUUUUUUAAUCAAUUUGAAUUUCAAAAUAAAAUUUUAAUUUUGAUCCUUGA
Molecule: messenger RNA, 1342 nt
Organism: Anopheles bellator
Lineage: Eukaryota; Metazoa; Arthropoda; Insecta; Diptera; Culicidae
Product: polyubiquitin-B-like
Exons: 2
Coding region: 96-1016 (306 amino acids)
Biological process (GO): modification-dependent protein catabolic process; protein ubiquitination
Cellular component (GO): nucleus; cytoplasm
Molecular function (GO): protein tag activity; ubiquitin protein ligase binding
Source: RefSeq, a predicted model, not a curated record